CGCUUAUACAGGUGCGUGUCUCGUGCCUCUAUCGUCCAUAAAUAUCUGUUCCGCGAUCGCGUUCAACGUUGACGUUCUUUCCGCGCGCGCUUCGGUUAACUGCGAGCGUUGUGCAUCCAUUUCAUUAAUCCACGUCGACUGGUGACACGCCGCGACACCGGACAUUCCCUUUCUAUUCUUGCCGUUAACACAUUCGCCGUAAACCGUUACAGAUCGUUCUCUGAGAUAAAUUAAUUUUAAUUAGAAAGUUUACAAUCCCGAACAAAUAUCUCUCGCUUCCUUUGAAGGGAGGCAUUCUCGUAAGAGGGACGUGCAUGGCCUACCCUCAUUUUAGCUCCGCGUCGCCGACUAUGUCAUAGGGUGUUCGUAUUCAUCAAUCGACCGAGAAUUAAGCCUCGUUAAAUGUCUGUUAACACAAUUACCCGGUCGAUCGAGAUCGGACUUCGAGUCGCCGGCAUCUGGCCAGGCGCGGCCUACGUGAUCAUCAGUCGACUUUACUGGACCACGACGAUGAUAGCCGCGCAGAUCUUUCAAUAUCGCCACAUGGCGUUGCACCUUAAUUCCGAGGACAUCUCACAGCUAAUGGACGGCUUGAGCGCAACGCUGUCAUACAGUUUGUUGUUUGUCAAGUUGAUUGUUUUCUGGACAAAACAACGAAUAUUUAACGACGUGUUAACGAGCAUCGCGACGGACUGGAAGGAAUGCGGGGACGACUUGUACAGCAUGAGUAGCGUGGCCAAUAUGUCGCAUCGUUUCUCCAAUUUGAUAAUCGGCCUGCACUCGACGGCCGUGCUGUUCUACGGCAUCGGCGUCGUCGCCCUGCGCAGCAACGACGUCGCCGACGCCGCCGAUCGUGAACUUUUUCUCAAGAUGGAGUUACCCUUCGAGAGUGGCACGUCGCCAAUUUACGAGGUCGUCAUGACCACGCAGUUCCUGCAUCAGAUGACGGCCGCCACCGUGAUCGGCGUGCUCAGCGCGCUACUCGUUACACUGGUGCUUCAUGCGGGCGGUCAGAUAGAUAUUUUGCGGGAAAGAUUAUUGGAAAUUUUAUCGAAAGAAAAGAAAUCAACUAUUUCCAUGAUCACGAUAGGCUCGUUAAUUCGAAGGCAUCAAAACAUCAUUAUUUUCACCGAAAAGAUCGAAAGCCUGUACUCUUACAUCGCGCUAGCCCAAUUCGUAUCGAACACCCUUGUUAUUUGCUGCUUAGGCCUUAUCAUCGUGAAUAUCCGAUCGUGCACAUCGUUAUUUCAAUUGCAGUCGAUCGGCGCCGAUCAAGGCUCUUCUAUGUUAGUGAGAUCCCUUUUGUUUUAUGUCGUCAUAAAUUUAGAAGCGUUCAUUUUCUGUUUCGCCGGCGAAUAUCUAAGCAUGAAGAGCAAGACGAUCGGCGACGCGGCGUACGAGUCUCUGUGGUACGAUUUGUCUCCUAGCGAGAAUCGAAUCCUGCUGUUCCUGAUAAUGAGAUCACAAAAACAACUGACGAUCACCGUCGGCAGAUUCACGAAUCUCUCUUUGCAACAGUUCGCGAAUGUAAGUUUUACGCAACGUACUACAUACGUCGAUCGGAUUAUGUGUAACAGAGCUUCGUUAUUACGUUCAUCACGUAAAUCGUUAACCUUAACAUAUACGAUUAGAACAAUGUUUAUUUUUUUAUACACGCAGCAACGUUAUUUGUCGCAGAUCAUGAAAUCGUCAGCGUCAUACGUCUCUGUGCUACACGCAUUGUAACGAUAUAUUAUUAUAACGGCUGUAACUAUUAAUAUUGAAUUACUGAUAACGCUGGAAAUUACUCAUAAGAUAAUUACGCAUGGAAGAUUACUCUAUUUUUAAUAAAAGUCAAUGGUCAGCUAACGUUCCCUUGGUUAGCGUCUUUUUAUUACAAUAAUAUUUACGUAAACGUUGUUAAACGCGCACAGUUUACGCCGCCAGUUUACUGAAAAUAUGCCGUUGCUUCUGGGGACGGGGAAAGAAAAAUAUUUUUCGUAAGGAUGAAGGCGCGCGCAUGUCACGGGCUUUCAUCCCCUAAAAGAACUUUGAAACGUCGUUCCGCGCUAAAUUGCGGAAGUUAUCCCGACGCAAGCGGAGACUGAUUCUCCCCCUAUCUCGCAUGUAUUCCGUUCUGAUAGCGUGCAAUUGUGCCAGAUGGCCACAACGAAUAGAUCGCAACGCCAACGAAAUUACACUGGGAUUACUUAGCGCUAUUUCGCGCAUACAAUCAGAACGCUUUCACACGGCAGCGAAAACCAGCCUGGAGGGACGAUUUUAUUAGCGACGACCGUAUCUGCGUAGCGCGGACUACUGUAAUUCCAUCGCCCCUCGCGACCGCUCAAUUUACAAACUCUGAGUUUACACUCGGUACGAGAGUAGAGAAUUUAUACUUCGUAUUAUCUGGUAAAAAUACACAUCUUAUACACACGUCGACUGUGUCAAGGUAAUGUAUAAGGGAAUAAGUUGCGCAAUUCUACCCUUCGUACACAAUUUUCUCUCCGUCAGAGAACCGGCCCAACGCAACAUUUUCCAAAAGA
Molecule: messenger RNA, 2522 nt
Organism: Temnothorax curvispinosus
Lineage: Eukaryota; Metazoa; Arthropoda; Insecta; Hymenoptera; Formicidae
Product: odorant receptor 4-like
Exons: 5
Coding region: 403-1725 (440 amino acids)
Biological process (GO): detection of chemical stimulus involved in sensory perception of smell; sensory perception of smell
Cellular component (GO): plasma membrane
Molecular function (GO): odorant binding; olfactory receptor activity
Source: RefSeq, a predicted model, not a curated record